This is a messenger RNA of Hemibagrus wyckioides, 1406 nucleotides long. It is a transcript of the gene mffb, whose product is annotated as mitochondrial fission factor b. Gene Ontology annotation, biological process: positive regulation of mitochondrial fission. Gene Ontology annotation, cellular component: mitochondrial outer membrane; peroxisome. The transcript is spliced from 7 exons. The record is from RefSeq and is a predicted model, not a curated record. Bases 242 to 1093 code for a protein of 283 amino acids. Lineage: Eukaryota; Metazoa; Chordata; Actinopteri; Siluriformes; Bagridae.
CCCUCAGCAGGUUGCAUGCAUGCAUGCAUGGAUGGAAGGAUGGGUGGAUGUCCCUCUCACGCCUCUUAGACAUCAUCAGCAUUUACACAUCAUUUAAAGAACUCGUUUAAAAUAUUUCGACCGACCUGUUCAUCUCGUUUGUGAAAUAAUCUCCGGGUGUAAAGCUUCGGUCAUGUGAAAGCGAAAGCGAGGAGACGAACCACAGCAUCCGGAAUCUGUCAAGCUAGCAGCCGUUGAGGAAAUGAGCGAGGACGACAUCGGCAUCACGGCCGACAUGGCUGAAGUUAGCCGCGUGCAGUACGAGCUGGACUACACCGAGGGCAUCAGCCUGCAGAUGAGGAUCCCGGACAGGCUGAAAGUCGGACCGGACUCGUCCAUGGACCAGCCUUCACCGUUCCUCCAGGAAUCCCACAGCACCUUGAUGCAGGUUCCGGACAGGAUCAUAGUGGCAGGAGAUGAUGCUGAUCUUCACUUCAGGCCACGAGAGCUCGAUCUGAUCCAGUCCAUCCCCGUGGAGAGCGUGGAGCUGAAGGCUCCUCCACAUGUUCUCACUCUCCAGGACCAGCCUCUGGACUUCCUGGAGCCGGAGCAGCAGGCAGAACCUCCACAGCUUAAAGAGGAGAUACGCUUUCGCAUGAGAUCCCGGCGUGACCGUUGCACCGGUGAGACUUCAGGAGCACGUCAGAAUGGCCAGAUCAUCAAAUACGACACCGUGAGCCCGUCUCCCAUCGCUCCUGUGCGUGUUUGUCGCCCUCUCAUGUCCUCCGGGGACUGGCCGAGCGUGGGCACUGUGGGCGGAGUCAUCUCCUACAUCCAGCUCACCACACGCCGGGCCUACGAGCACGUCCUGGCCAUGCUGGACGACUCGCACCGCAGGACCGCACUCGUGACUCUGGACGCUAUUUCAGAAGGAACCCCUGAUGACCUGGUGUUAGCCGACGCCCCAGCACUGAGACGACAGAUCGUGAAGCUGAACCGCAGACUGCAGGCUCUGGAGCAGGAGCAUAAAGAGCGAGCGAGGAGGGAGAUGGUGGUCUACUCCCUGACCGUCGCUUUCUGGCUGGUCAACGCCUGGAUGUGGGUACGCCGCUGACCGCUGGCACCGUCUCCUCCAUCCUCUCAUCAUCUCAGGCUGCGUCUAAUCUGACCCUCAGAUUUUGUAUAUAUCUCCAUCAGAUAUCCCUUGGAUAUUCUUCCUAAAGUCUAAACUCGGACCCGAGGCCAAAAUUAGCUAGAAAAUAGCUCCGUAAAAUUAUAACCAUCCGUCCAGACAAUAUAAUAUGAGCAAAAAAAAAGAGAGGGUGCCAAUAGUUUUGAGUAAACAGAGCUCUAUGGAUAAAUUUCAAAUUUGUAAAUAAACUUGUCUUCGUGUACAAAUAAAUAAAUAAUAAUAAUCACUUCCUGUA